AUGGAAACUGUCUGCCCGUACGCCGCGCUCGAGCAAACAGUGUCCCAGCAGUUUUCAGCUCCAGGGCCCGGUCUGUGGUGGGAAGGCAGCUCCAACACUCGUUGCAACUACCUGCUGUUGGAUCCUCGACGCCUGCCUCGCGACGACGAGCCACUGGAUGCAAGGCGGCGGUGGGCCGCUUUCCUCGACGCCAUAUUCUACAUUGGCCAGGGCAGGUCCUUCCGCCAGCACGCCCAUAUGCUCGAGGCGGCGAGCGCUCUGAGGGAGCGGGCGCGCUCCAGGAGCGGGAAAGUCAAGAUGAUCCUGGACAUAUGGGAGGAGGGACAGGGCGUGGUGAGCUACCUCGUCUUCUGCAACAUCGUCCAGGAGGAAGCUCGCACCCGGGAGGCAGCCAUGAUCGACGCCCUCGGCAUCGACUUCCUGACGAAUGAAAGGAAAGGCAGUUACCAUGGAGUGGCCAGGGAGUGGUCCCAGAAGCAGAAACAACAGUUGGGCACGUACUUACUGUACAAAGCGUUUCACCAGUUUCGCUCUGAGAGGGCACAUCAUAUACGGCCGUGUGAUUUAGGAAUAUGGUGUGGAAAGUAG
This is a messenger RNA of Bacillus rossius redtenbacheri, 588 nucleotides long. RefSeq names its product ankyrin repeat and LEM domain-containing protein 1-like. The record is from RefSeq and is a predicted model, not a curated record. Gene Ontology annotation, cellular component: nucleoplasm; cytoplasm. Lineage: Eukaryota; Metazoa; Arthropoda; Insecta; Phasmatodea; Bacillidae. Gene Ontology annotation, molecular function: DNA endonuclease activity. Bases 1 to 588 code for a protein of 195 amino acids. The transcript has a single exon. Gene Ontology annotation, biological process: double-strand break repair via homologous recombination; resolution of meiotic recombination intermediates.